AUAAACUGCCGAGUUUCACUCGUGAAGCCGCCGAACGUUCAGCCCAUUAGACCGGAAUGCCAAGAAGCGGGCGCCGCGGGGCCUUCCGCCGCUCCGCCCGCAAAAAACGACGUCAGUGGGUAAACUCAUUCCGACCCUAGUUCCCUCACAUUGUACGCUCUGUUCCGGCUUUAUGGUAAUGGUAUUUGCUAAUUGAAGGGUUGCUGGCAAAUUGAGGCUAAAGUUAUACCUCGAAUUGGCGCUUAUCGCAUCACAAACCGAGCCUUUACCGGUUUCUGAGCUGCUAUACUCUCUAGUAGCUUACCUCAUCUCAUCUCAUCCCAUCGAGUUUCAUUUCAUGUCAUUUGGUCGCUCAUUGACAUCUUGUUCUUUCAUAAGAUGCCGCCACGCGCAUCGCUGAAAACUUUCCUUGCCACGGCACGCGCAGCGCUCACUGCACAGUCGUCGAAGAGGGCUACGCCUCUUACCUUUGUUGUGGGCAACGAGUCAGCUGAUCUUGAUUCUCUUUGCUCAGCGCUGCUGCUAGCUUACUUUAACACGUACGCGCCUCCUAAGAGACGGGCCUCAAUCGGGGAGGGGAGUCUAGCUUCUAACACACUGCACAUUCCCGUGUGUCAUCUCCUCCGCGCCGACCUCGCGCUGCGCCCGGAGUUCACUGCUGUGUUGCGCGACGCGGGUGUGAAGGGUGAGGAUGUGUUCACGCUUGAAGACGUACUACCACACGAGAAUGGCGUGUCUCAAUCCGACAACACGGAAGAUUCAACACAUAGACCCUCCUCGGGCACAACGACGAAGGGAAUGAACCCCGAGGAUACCCACUGGCUCCUUGUAGACCACAAUGCUAUGACAGGCUCUCUGGCGAAUACCUUCGCAUCCCGCGUCACGGGAUGCGUAGACCACCACGCCGACGAGAACACCAUACCGCGCGACGCACAGCCCCGCGUCAUCGAGAAGAGCGGGAGUUGCGCGAGUCUGGUACUCGAGCACUGCGCCGAGAUAUGGGAGGCGCUCAGCCCCGACGAGACAACCGAUGGAAAUCGAAAUACGAGCGGAAACGAUGAAGACGACGCGAAGAAGGUCGACGCGCAGAUCGCACGUCUCGCGCUCGCGCCUAUCUUGAUCGAUACGAUUAACCUAGGGGACAAGAACAAGACGACGGAGCACGACGAGCGCGCCGUGGCUCUCGCGGAAGGGAAGAUUGCGGCGGCCGUGGAAGGGGGUGGAGGGGAGAAAUACGAUCGCGAGGCGUUCUUCAAGAGACUCGCGGAGCUCAAGGAGGAUAUCGCCGAUAUGUCCUUUCGCGACGUCUUCCGGAAGGAUUACAAGGAGUGGAGCGUGGCGGGCUUGGAUCUAGGGACGUCUUCUGUGCCGCGGGGGUUCGGAUACCUCGUGGAUGAGAAGGCGAAGGGUGAUAAGGGUGUUUUCGUCAAGGCGUUGGUGGAUUGGGGCAAGGAGAAAGAUGUGCUUGAUCUGGAGGACAAGAUGGAUGUCGUUAUGCUGCUUACGGCGUUCCAGGAUGAGAACGAGGUGUUUCACAGGGAGUUGCUUGUUUGGGGACGGAGUGAGAUGGGGGUUCGCGCUGCGAAGUUGUUUGAGGAGAAGUAUGCGGGCGAGUUGAGGUUGGAAAGCUGGGGUGAUGGUGCGUUGGAUGAGGAUGGUGAGGGCGAGUGGCGGCGGUGCUGGAUGCAGGGCGCUGUGCAGCAUAGUAGGAAGCAGAUUGCGCCUUUGCUACGGGAUGUGCUUAAGGAGGUGGCUGGUCGAUGAUGAUUCAGAAGACAGAGGAUUGGCGAUGGAAGUGAUAAUAGAAUGGCCAGAGCAAGCUGCGAAUGUCUAAGACGGUUAGGUGAUAUCGUGUUCUGCCUAGUACGACCUCGAGUGAAGGUUACGACGAUGCUCGAUACGUAUUACCUGCAAGUCAUAUGUAGCGAGAAUAAGGAGGUCGAGAACUGCAUUCUCAAUACGAAGCAAUAUACACAACAGCUUCUUCAACGUCGUGUCCUCGCACUACAUAACCCAUUCCUCAACCCCAAACUUCAAGCACAUCCUAAAUAGCAGCAACAAUAGCAUCCAAAUACUUCGCUA
Xylaria bambusicola is the source of this 2082-nucleotide messenger RNA. RefSeq names its product exopolyphosphatase-like protein. Gene Ontology annotation, molecular function: exopolyphosphatase activity. The transcript is spliced from 2 exons. Gene Ontology annotation, cellular component: cytoplasm. Lineage: Eukaryota; Fungi; Ascomycota; Sordariomycetes; Xylariales; Xylariaceae. The record is from RefSeq and is a predicted model, not a curated record. The coding region runs from base 379 to 1764 and encodes 461 amino acids.